UUAAGUGAUUAUUAGAACAAUGAAUAUAGAAUAUAUAAUGUUGCCGUACUUUUAAAAUCUUGUUUAAAAUGAUUACUUUUAACAGUGUUAAUGUUAAAAUGUUAACGAAGUUUUGAUUUUAUUGCUGUGGUUUCGUUCAGGUUAUAAAAAUGAACUCAAACAUACAAAAUGGUGUAGAUGUAGAUCCAUUAGCAACAUAUGAUUAUUCACAAUUUCCUAAUUAUCCGCAACAUAUUUACACAGGUGUGACAUAUCAAAACACAUACAAUAACUACGAUGUACAAAACAUACAAUACCCAACAAAUUGUAACAUUAACAAAGAACACGUGGAUUCAAAAUCUGAAUCAACAAAUGAAAACUGUGAUAAUGUAAAAGAAAAUCAAAAUCAAAAUGAACAACCAACAAAAAAGAUUAAGAAAGAUAUUAAACGUAAAGAAAAGAAGAGUUUCCUAUCAGAGAAAAUAGCAGACAGUAAUUUUCCUUUUUACGGGUGUGCGGUAUGCAAUAUUAGUUUUAAAUUACUAUCAGAGUUGGACAAACAUAUAACAACACAUAAAGAUAGAAUAACAAGUUACGGUUUAAGACUAAAGAAUCAAAUGAAGAGAAAGAAGAUGCGUAAAGAACAGAAAAAAUUGAAAAAAUUAAAAAAAUCAAUUAAAAAAGAGAACAACGUAACUGAAAUUGAAAUCAAACCAGAAGAUGGUUAUAUAGGUGAUACGAAAACUGUAGAUUAUAAAGCGACAGAUUCAAUUAAUGAACAAAGCAAUAUAGAUUCUAAGUUGGCGGAUAGUAAAAAAAUUAACGAUGAACCUCAGAAGGAUAAUAAUUUGGAAAAGAUGUUCAAAUGUUUUGCUUGUCAAAAACAGUUCACGUUAAGUUAUUACCUCAAGUUACACGUCCGGUCUCAUACAGAUGAAAAGCCAUAUACAUGUGCGGAAUGUGGUCAAUGCUUCAUCACAGCGAGCAAGUUAGGCAGACAUAAUAAAAGAAUACAUCUAGCUAUCAGACAUCAAUGCAGAAUAUGUUAUAAAUAUUUUUCUAGGUUUGAAUAUUUAACAAAACACUUUGAUAAAAAACAUCCUGAAGAUAAAUUGGAAGGGGAACCUUAUGAUUAUAAUGCAAUAUUACCAUAUUUAAAAGAAUUAGAAGAGCAAUUAAAAAUAAAAACAGACGAUAAAGAACCGGAGAAAUGUGAAAAAUUAUGGGAAGAUUGGCCGAUAGAUGAUUCUAAUAUAUGUACAAAUAUAAAAGAAAUAAAAAAACCCAUAGAAAAUAAUGUAGAAAAUGGAUUAACUACGGUUGUGGUUGAAGUGCCAAAUGGAUUCAUGGAUACUGAAGUUAAAAAAGAAAUUGAAUCCGAUGGAUACAUAUCGGAUAAUAUUAAAGGUGAUCAAGACAGUUGUUCUGAUAGUGAUUACUUCCCAUCAAAUACAUGGGCAGCAUCACCUAAAAUAGAUUCACCGCCUCAAAAAAGUAAACGUCAAAAACACGACCAGCAAAUAAAAUGUGAGAUUUGUGAUAAAAAAAUAAGCUCCCAGUCUUAUUUACAAAUACAUAUGAGAACUCAUACUGGAGAGAAACCAUUUACAUGUUAUGUUUGCAAUCGAGGUUUUAUUACAGCUAGUAAAAUGCAUCGACAUGUUUUGACACACUCCGACAGUUUAGACGAUCCAGCGAUGAAAUUAGAAAUAAAUACAGAUGUUGGAUCUGAUAUUGUUCAGAACAAAAAGAAAAAAAGCAAAGACGGUAUAAAUACGAAAUCAAAUCAGAGAUUAAAAAAAAAUCGACCUCACGCUUGCGAGUAUUGCCACAAAAGGUUCCUACAUCAGGCAACACUACAAGUACAUAAGAAAUCUCAUGAUGGUGAAGAAUUGGUGUUGAAAUGUCACUAUUGUCUGAUGAAGAUGGAUGAUGAGGAAGCUCUGAAGGUCCAUGAAGCAACUCAUGAAGGUCCGAAAGCAUAUUUGUGCACUUUAUGUGGAAAAACUUAUAAAAAGAGAGAAACUAUGAUGUACCACAGAAAGCAUCACACAGCUGACAAGGAAUACACUUGUGAUAUAUGUUCUAAAAGUUUUCCUUCAUCCCGCAAGUUAGAGAAGCACAUAGCAACUCACAGAGCGGACCAGUACGUUGUCAGAUACGAGUGUCCUGUCUGUGCUCACAUGUUUAACACUAAAUAUCAUAUUAAAAUGCAUUUAGUAACGCAUCAGAAAGAAGGAUUAAUAGUCGAAGCGAAUAGGAAUGAAAUAUUAGCAAUGGUAUUACAAAAUGCACGUCGUAUACCAAAAUAUCCUGAAUCAGGUUUGAAACAAUCACCCGAUGAACAAAAUAAGAGAUGCAACAUAUGCGGAGAAAUAUUUCAACAUUUCUUCUAUUUAGAGGAACAUUUAAAAAGUCACGGUUCAAAAAUAUCUUUGGAAGAUGAUGAUAAAGUUGAAGAGAAGAAACACAUCUGUCAAAUUUGUAGUAAAAGUUUCAAAUUGCAUUAUUAUUUGAAGUUACACAGUUUUACACAUACAAAAGAGAAGCCUUACAUAUGUCAGCAGUGCGGUAAAGGUUUCAUAACUCGGGGUAAGUUGAAAAGACAUUUAGAAACGCAUAGCGGUUUAAAAAAAUACCAAUGUCAUAUUUGUUAUAAGUUUUUUACUAGACCUAGUUAUUUAAGAAUUCAUGUUAGGACAAUUCAUAGUGCACAGGAUAACUUCACGCUUGAUAAACAAUUUGGGAUCAAUAUUAAUUUGGGACAGACUGUUUGAGUGUUUUUAUUUUCAAUUUUAUCAUUACAACUAUAGUCCAAUCGCGGAGCACGAAGAAUUUCGUACAUUGAACUGUCAUUACCUGUCUCUGUCACUCCCGCGUAAAUACAAUGAGUCUCGCUCGCACAGAUACAAUGGCCGCCGUCCUCAGGGAUUGUAAACCUUUUACUGGAGACUAUAAAGUUUGUUCUUUUGUAAUAAAUGUGACAGGCGAGACGUCUUCGGAAAGCAGUUACUCCGAUACAUAGGAAUCGGAUUCUGAUUAUUGAUUUUUUUUUAAAAUUUUUCUGCCG
Molecule: messenger RNA, 3049 nt
Organism: Papilio machaon (common yellow swallowtail)
Lineage: Eukaryota; Metazoa; Arthropoda; Insecta; Lepidoptera; Papilionidae
Product: zinc finger protein 572
Exons: 10
Coding region: 150-2756 (868 amino acids)
Source: RefSeq, a predicted model, not a curated record